Molecule: messenger RNA, 1086 nt
Organism: Daktulosphaira vitifoliae (grape phylloxera)
Lineage: Eukaryota; Metazoa; Arthropoda; Insecta; Hemiptera; Phylloxeridae
Product: calmodulin-like protein 4
Exons: 4
Coding region: 466-915 (149 amino acids)
Cellular component (GO): cytoplasm; myosin II complex
Molecular function (GO): myosin heavy chain binding; calcium ion binding
Source: RefSeq, a predicted model, not a curated record
GAAAUUUACAUAAUAAAGAAACGUGAUUUUCGAAGAUAAUUACUAUUUGAACGGCGGCUUGGCCGAUAGUCAUAACAAUUAAAUACAGACUAUUUUGAGCGACAUUAUCGCUAUCUCUUGGCGAUUUCCUUUUAAAACCUCAAUGGCCUGAUAACGACUAUAAAUUAGGCGAAGAAUAUUCCAAGAACAGUUAUGAUGCAAGUAUAGGCUUUCUCCAAUUAGCCGUCCUCGGAUUACGAUCGUCUUUCUCAUUCUUAAGGAAAAUAAUUUGUCUCUCUUAAUCUGACCUUCACAACCACAAUUACCAGUUUUUGGUACAAAUGUUUUAUCAAGAUGAAUAUGUUCAUAUCAUUCUUUACUGAAAACAAUUAAAAAACGUACAUUAAAAGGUAUUAUUGUCAAUUGUGCUAUUAGAAUUGAAUACUUUUGUCUAUUGUAAAAAUUGAUUAAAUUACGAGUUAAGUUAUGGCUCAUCAUUUCAGAGAAGACGAUAUUGAUGAAUUUAGAGAAUGUUUUUAUUUAUUUGCAAGAGAGGGUACCAUCAACAAAUUGGAAGAGCUAACUACAAUUAUGAGAUCUUUAGGAAUGAGCCCAACAAUUACUGAGUUAAAAAAGUACUUUUCAGAUAAUAAUGGCAAACUAAAUUUUCCAGACUUACUUAAAGUAAUGCAUUAUCAUUGUCACAUAGAAAAAUUACCUGAUGAAAUCUUAGCAGCAUUUAAAGCAAGUGAUAGUCAACAUAAAGGAACUAUUCAUAGUAAACAUCUUAAAAAUUUACUCCACGGUUGGGGAGAAAAAUUAAAUAGUAAAGAAAUUGAACAAAUUUUUCGAGAAGCUAGUGUUAAUUCAAAUAGUAAAGUUACUUAUGAUGAAUUUGUAAAAAUUGCUUGUGCACCUAUACCUGAUUACUAUUAACUAUUUGUAGUUUCAUCUAAGUAUAUUAAACUUAUAUGUGAAAUGGUGUUUGGGCAGUAUCAUAUAAUAAAAUUUUGUAUAGUUUUUAUAAUGAAUCAUCAUUUUAGAUAUUUUAUGUAAUUUUAAAUUAUUUUAUUAUUUUAUGUAAAAUAAAUUACAUAAUUUUUUAAA